This is a messenger RNA of Drosophila obscura, 3168 nucleotides long. RefSeq lists its product as uncharacterized. The transcript has 5 exons. The coding region runs from base 1 to 3168 and encodes 1055 amino acids. Gene Ontology annotation, molecular function: nucleic acid binding. The record is from RefSeq and is a predicted model, not a curated record. NCBI's taxonomy places the organism in Eukaryota, Metazoa, Arthropoda, Insecta, Diptera, Drosophilidae.
AUGUGGACGGACGUCGAGGCCGAACACAAGGCCUGUUCCGCGGUGAUGGCUGACGAGGAUCCAGAAAUCCAAGCGGACAUCCGGGAAACAUAUGGCGAAUGCUAUGGGCCACCGUUCGAAGCUAUCCAGGCUCAAGUCGCGGGUUUAAACCAAACCGUAGCGGCUAAGGCGCAAAAGCGUUGCCACUUCAUGAUCGGGGCCGCCUCCAGGCCGGGCCUCAAGAUCGAGACCACGGCAUAUGUUCUGCCUCAAUUAGCAGGCAACCUUCCUUCAUAUCCGAUACCGCAGCACUUCUUGGAUAACCUUCCAAACCUCCAAUUGGCAGACCCUUCCUUCCACCGAAGCUCGCAGAUUGAUGUGCUUCUAGGCGCUGACAUCCUUCCUGCUAUCCUGUUGAGCGGCUUCCAGUCUGCCAUUUGUGGCUCGCUGCUGGGACAAGAGACCAUCUUCGGAUGGGUCCUAUCCGGUCCGGUAUCAGCUGACUCGGCUCGGACGGUUUCCGCCUUCACCACGAAGCUCUCGUUUAAUUCGGAUGUCCGACUCGAGAAGCUUCUCACCAAAUUCUGGGAGGUGGAGGACCUUCCGGGGAGACCGACGAGCGAGUCCGAUUCAGUGUGCGAGGAAAACUUCCUCCAGACCACUAAACGAACCCCCGAUGGGAGAUACGUGGUUACUCUCCCUUUCAAGUGUCCAGAAAAAGUCGAGCUAGGCCACUCCAGAAGCGCGGCCAAGGCCCAGUUCCUUAGAAACGAGCAGCGGCUGCAGCGGAACUUGCCGCUCAAGAAGCAGUACGACUCCGUCAUUCAGGAAUAUUUAGAGCUCGGCCACAUGACAGCGGUUACACCUAGUCAUGAUUCCGGCCAUUUCUACCUGCCACAUCACGCCUUGUUUAAACCCGACAGCACCACAACCAAAUUGCGCGUGGCGCGUCUUUCGCUACGGUUUCGCGACCGUAACGGGGACGUGUGUGACUACGAGCUCACCACUGUCACUUUCGGAGUCAACUGCGCACCGUACCUCGCCCUCCGCGUCCUCAAGCAACUCGCACAAGAGGUGCGUCCACAGCUGCCGAUGGCAAGCGUCAUCCUGGAGAGCGACAUGUACGUGGACGACGUGCUCGCUGGUGCUCACUCUCAGUCUCAGGCAAUUUCCGCCAUUGCUGAACUACGCGAAGCACUCGACUCUGCAGGGUUUCCGCUCCGAAAGUGGACAGCUAACCAUAAGGGCGUCCUGCGCGACAUUCCAGUCGACCACUUACUCCGCGCUGACUUCCUAGAGCUGGAAGAGAGUAGCAUCGCUAAGACGUUGGGAAUCCGAUGGCAAGCCAGUGCCGACGAGUUCUUCUUUUCGCCUCCCGCUUUAAACGAGCGACAAUCCUGCACGAAGCGCAAUGUGCUGUCCCAGAUCGCGCAGCUCUUUGAUCCAGCGGGAUGGCUUGCCCCCUUCGUCGUCCAAGCGAAAAUAUUUAUGCAGGAGAUUUGGUUGAGAGAGUUAGGAUGGGAUGACGUCCUUCCUAACGAUCUGUCUCAAGCCUGGGAGACAUUCCUGAAAAGCUUUCCGGCCAUCCAAGGGAUCCGCAUUCCGCGGUGGUUACACGUCCGUCCGAUGGCCAAGGUACAGAUUCAUGGGUUCUGCGACGCGUCUCAACUCUCGUUGCCUCGACUCGAGCUGUGCGGAGCUGUCCUUCUGACAGAACUCUCCGUGGCCAUCCUUCCUCAAAUGCCGCUCGACGCCAGCCAGGUGUACUUUUGGACCGAUUCCACUAUUGUGUUGGCCUGGUUGAACAGGCCGGCAUGUGAUUGGACCACUUUUGUAGGGAAUCGAGUCGCCAAAAUCACUCGCUGUUGGCCCCGCGAACGAUGGAGCCACGUCCGAUCCGAGGACAACCCGGCCGACCUCGCCAGUCGAGGGCUCGGACCCACUGAACUGGUCGGCAAUGACAUGUGGUGGCAUGGCCCUGCGUGGCUGCGUGGUCCGCAGUCGGAGUGGCCUUGUCCACGAGGCUCAAUCCUUGAGACCGACUUGGAGAAACGAGCCGUCAAGGUUCACCACGCCACUGACACCGCCUCGGACAUUCUCAGCCGAUUUUCCGAAUUCGGACGCGCUCUGCGCGUGAUCGCCUACGUUCGGCGGUUCGGCCAGCGCGUCAGAGGGCAAGCAACGCCAGUCCACGUAUCCACAGAGCUAGACAAUAAAGAGGUCGCUGCAGCUCUCCAAGCUGUCACCAUCACGACCCAACGCUUCCAUUAUACGGCGGAGCAUCGCUGUCUUGUAAACAAGCAGCCACUUCCGACUACGAGCUCUCUUCAGAACCUCAAUCCGUUCCUGGACCAAAACGGAGUCAUGCGGGCAUGUGGCCGGGUCCGAGCCUCGGCAUCCAUGACCUACAAUGAGCGGCAUCCAAUCCUGUUGCCACCCGCAUGCCUCCUGGUUCGCCUGCUGGUUCGAUUCACCCAUCACGUAUCCCUACAUGGUGGGAACCAGCUGGUCAUCCGCCUUCUCCGGGCAACAUACUGGAUCCCUCGACUACGUCACGUCGUGAGGGCAGUAAUCCACUCCUGUAAGGUCUGCGUCAUCCAACGCAAGCGACUCCAAACCCAAUUAAUGGGCGACCUUCCUUCCUCACGAGUUACAUUUUCGCGGCCGUUCACAUACACCGGAGUCGACUUCGCCGGGCCGUUCGACGUGAAAAGUUUCACAGGACGCGCCUGUCGCAUCUCCAAGGGGUAUGUGUGCGUUUUCGUUUGUUUUACCACGAAGGCCAUCCAUUUGGAGGCUAUGUCCGACUUGUCCACCGACACUUUCCUAGCCGCCUUCGCCCGGUUCGUCGCGAGACGAGGCUGUCCCCACGAAGUCCACUCCGACAACGGGAGGAAUUUUUCGGCGCAUCCCGCUCUCUGGCUGUGGACCUUCUCGAGGCCCUCCGCACUCGGACCUCCGCGGUGUACAGCCAGCAGGGGCUCACGUGGCGAUUCAUCCCUCCAGGGGCCCCACAUAUGGGGGGCUUAUGGGAAGCGGAGCACGAAUCCGGGACCCGAUGAAAAGGUUCGCGUGGUAGACUUACUCACCGCCCGCGGCCUUAUCAAGCGACCGAUCACGAAGGUGGUUCUGCUGCCUAUGGAUUCGGAAGUCCCUUCCACCUACCCUCGCGUAGGCUCCGAUCCCUAA